Linum trigynum is the source of this 1391-nucleotide messenger RNA. Lineage: Eukaryota; Viridiplantae; Streptophyta; Magnoliopsida; Malpighiales; Linaceae. The record is from the annotation of a GenBank genome assembly.
UGCAACACAGCAAACACAUAGAGAGAGAGCUUUGGCUUAUUCCAAAGAGUACUAAAUCCCUCCCUUUAGUACUGCCUCUGUUGUUCCUUCGUAUAUACAAAGGGAGAGAGAACACCAAAAAACAAAUACAAAUAUAUACAAAAAUGGCGGUGCAUUUCUCCUUGAUGUUCCUCUUCGGUCUUCUAGGUAACGCCAUCUCGUGUAUGGUAUGCUUGGCGCCGCUGCCAACGUUCUACCAGAUAUGGAAGAAGAAAACGAGCGAGGGAUUCCAGUCACUGCCUUAUGUGAUCGGGCUGUUCAGCGCCAUGCUGUGGCUGUUCUACGCUCUGUUCGCAAAGGACGCCAUGCUUCUCGUCACCAUCAACGUCUUCACCUUCUUCAUGCAGACCUUGUACAUCGCCAUCUACCUCUUGUACGCCACCAAGAAGGACAUGAUCACAACCAUCAAGCUCCUCUCAUUCUUCAACGUCGUCGGCUUCGGGGCCAUCUGCACCCUCACCCUCGCCUUCACCCACGGCUUCCUCCGCGUUCAGGUCCUCGGCUGGAUCUGCAUGGUCUUCUCCCUCUGCGUCUUCGUCGCCCCUCUUGGCAUCGUAAGGAAAGUGAUAAAAACGAAGAGCGUGGAGUUCAUGCCUAUCUCCCUCUCUUUCUUCCUCACCCUCAGCGCCGUCAUGUGGUUCAUGUACGGCUUCCUCAAGAAAGACCCUUACGUCGCUGUUCCCAACAUUCUGGGAUUCACCUUCGGAAUCCUCCAGAUGGUGUUGUACAUGGUCUACCGGAAGAGCACUCCGAAUUCUGCUCUCCCGUUGAAGAAGGAGGUGACGGCGGCGGUGCCGGAGCCGGAGCCGAAGGUGGUGAUCGACAUGGCGAAGCUAGGGGAACAGCAGCCCAACCAGGUGCUCCCACUCGACCCAACUGCGGUCCCGCGAGAGCUCAUAGUCGAACUCCUCAACGUGGCCGCUGCGGCGGAGCAGGAAGAGGAACAAAGGAGGAAGGAACAACUGAAUCAGCAUAUGAACAACAACAACAACAACGGCAAGAAGGAUAUGGGUUUCACCGAUGGGAUUGCUGUGGCAUAAAUUAAUUAACCGAACGGCAUCUAAACAGCAUAAUUUAUUCCACGACAACACCACAAGAUAAAGUAAUAGUAAUAAAACAUAUUAAUUAAUUUAAUAUAAAUGUAUUGGGCUACUGACCUACCUAGUACAACGUUUUUCCUUUCAACUUUGGAGGUUGUCUGUUCUGUUCCGUAAAUUUGGGCUUCAAUGCCUACUGUAUUGCCAAUGUUAUUAGUUUCUACUUCGUACGUCCUUGUAUAAAAGGAAAAAGAGAAUGCUCUUCUCCAGUACUGGGAGGCGCCAGUUUUCAUUUAAAAAAAAAAAAAACAAGUG